AUGCAGGAGCUCAUAGAACGAGCUUACCGUAGCAAUUGCUCAACCAGAAGACAGUGGUCUGGUACACUGCAUUCUGCCAAGUGGCAAGCGAAGCACAAUCCGAAUGAGGGUCGAAGGUACGCCUAUUCUUAUACAUGCAGCAGUCGCUACUACUGUCCCCAACUAUCCAAUUUAGAUCGAUAUUGCCCUCCGCAACGCAACUCUUCGCACCUAUCCGUCUUCCUGACUCGACACAAUCUGUUCAUCGGCACUGCUGCACAGUUCUCAUGUCCAGUCGGUUACAAGCCACAUGGUUACACAACGGCUGUUUGUGAGGUCGACGGUACUUGGAGUCACCCACCACCAAAAUGUCAUGAUGAAAAAGGCUUUCUGGAAAGUGGAAUUGGUGGUAUGAAGUUCACUUUUACAGUUGUCAAAUGCGACCAUCUCGAACCACCACCUAACGCAGUGCUUCUUUCACCACCACGAACGCAUUAUCACCGCGGUGAUGUACUACUUUUUGGUUGCCUCCCGAAUUACAUGUUGACUGGUGGUGAUUUCGUUGUCUGUCAAGCAAACGGGAAGUGGACAGAUUUCAUCACAAAAUGUGAUGCUUUCUGCCGACAUCCCGGUGUGCCUGCUCAUGGUGCUUCGACUUCACCCCCCAAGGAUUACUACCUUGUUGGAGAGAAAAUCGUAUUUUAUUGUCCAUCACAUGAGUACAAGUUAAAUGCCGAGAACGUUUUAACGUGUGUCGGAGCUGGUAAAUGGUCACGAAGGGUACCGCUUUGUGUUCUUGACAAAAGGAACUAG
This is a messenger RNA of Haemonchus placei, 792 nucleotides long. Lineage: Eukaryota; Metazoa; Nematoda; Chromadorea; Rhabditida; Trichostrongylidae. The record is from the annotation of a GenBank genome assembly.